GAAAUCUUGAGAUGAGUUGAUGAUCUACACUGUAGUACUUGAGUGGCCAAGUGUCUACACAUAACACACGAGUUGUCAACAUCAGACUCCGAGAACCGAGCCGGGCGAGCGAUCGGUUCUAUGUCGCUUUCUCAGUGGAGUGCUGCUAUGUCCCUGAGCCCCAAGCAUACAACACCGUUUUCAGUCACAGAUAUACUCUCACCACUGGAUCACGAGAAUUACAAGAAGACUACCAUCGAGGCGGCAAUUCCGCCCCUCACCCCCUACCGUAAUACCCAGCACCCACAGAGCAUGACAGGCAUGGGGGGGAUGGGGGGCAUGAGUGUCCCCGUCACGAACCCCUACCACAACUACGUACCCCCCUUGUCCCACCACACAGGAUCCUUCCCAUCCCAGUACUGCCAGGGGUCGGAUCUGGCUUACGGUGACCCCACCCGACAUUCAACAUCGUCAUGGUACGGUACCAACCCGGAUCCCAGAUUUGCCUUUUCUCGGCUGGCGAUGAACAGUUCCUGUGCUAUGUCCUCGAUGCCCAUGUCUGGAGGGAUGGGGACUGGCCUUGGGGGUCUGGACCAGAGCGGGAGGGGAAUGCAGUUUCCUUUGACCCAAAGACGCAAGAGAAGGGUACUCUUCUCCCAGGCUCAAGUUUAUGAGUUGGAACGACGCUUUAAGCAGCAGAAAUACCUCUCCGCUCCAGAACGAGAGCAUCUGUCUAGCAUGAUCAACCUUACACCUACCCAGGUUAAGAUAUGGUUCCAGAACCACCGCUACAAGUGUAAGCGUCAACAGAAGGAUAAGGAAAAGAUGGAUCAGACAACAAAGGAUAGCUCAGGCAGUGACAGCAAUCAGAACAAUGCCAGAUCGUCGUCGUCAUCGUCGUCAAACUCCCAGUCAGCUCAGGCAAACAACAACAAUAACGGUGGCAGCCAAACUUCUCAGUCAAACUCUAACAAUCCCUCCCCAAGGCGGGUGGCUGUUCCGGUGCUUGUGAAGGACGGGAAACCGUGUGCUAGUUCUGGGAGCAACGAUGGAGGAGGAGGAGGAGGUGGCCAACAGCAGCAGCAGCAGAGUCAAGGAGGGUCCAGUCACCCGACUGUGUCUCCUUCUCUUCAGCACCAGACCUCUCUCCAUUCCUCUUGUGCUGUUUCCACUGCCAAGAACCUAUCUCACUCAAACACUCUAGGGUCUCCGACCUUAGCGGAGAUCUCUGGGUCUCUGUCUCACUCUGGAGCGACCUCUCAAUCGAGUCACUCAGUGCUGCACCACGGCUUGGGUGGCUACAACUCCCCCGGCAUCAACACCAACGCCCUCUCAUCUUCCCCGUAUCUGGUAAAUGGAAGAACCUGGUAACUGGAUAUAUUUCUUCCUUCUUAAGGACAUAAGCAGCAGGUGUUAUGUGAACUAUUCUUGUAUACUGUUGUGUCUCAUAUGUCAUAAAGACCCCUCCCCUUCCAACCCCUUACUCACACAAAUACUCCUGUUGUUAAAUAUGCUCGUAAAAUUCCCAAUCUACCUAGCACCGGGUUUAUUCCUCCAAAGCAAAUUUGCUGCCGUUUAAUGGUCGUCAUAUCAAACUGUGACCAAAGCUGCAUCGCCGAAUGAAGGUUUUUUUAAUGGCGAUCGUGUUUACUCAGUGCCAAUAUCCAUACCAUAUAAACGUACUACACAAUAUUCCCAGGACCAAUCAAAUAGAUUUGAUAUUUAUAAAACAAUCGUUUAUUUCUUUGCUCGAACAAUCUAUGGACACUUUACUUGUAGAAAUUUCAGUAAUAUAGUGUCUGUAGUUCUUAACAAUAAGCACUUCAUUGAAAACCUUCUUAUUAAAUUCUACCUUUUUAGAGCACAGAUUUCAAUAUCAAUAUAAAAUACAAAAGAUAAAUGUUUCUUCAUCCUUUAUGAGUUUCUACCAAUAUUUCAAUUUCAAAUAUUUUCAAAAUUAAAACGAUUAAAGGGACGGUGCUGUCAUGUUUCAUGGUGCUGACGGAAUGAAUGAUAUUCACAUUUUAAGAUUUUAUCAAAAUAUGUUGUGUAUAAGUUAUUUCAGUUAUUUACCUUAUAAAGGAUAUAAUGAGAACACGAAUUAGUCAAACAAAACCUAUUCAAAAUCGUUUGACAAUCCAAAACACGUUGCCUUUCUAUUUGACGAUUUAUAAACAGAUUACAAUAUACACUUAAUGUGAGUAGAACCAACCACGGCAUAUGUAUACAUUGUUCGCGAUACUUGAUGAGCUGGGUAGCUUAAUCGAGCAGUUAUUGGACAUAGAAUGAAUUUCAUUGUUGCGUGUGUCACAUGAAUGUGUGGGAAAACAGUGUUUAUCGACCGGCAUAUACAACACAAUGUGGCUACAUUGAAAACGAGAGGGGUUUACUUUGAUAGGAGAAGCAUUGAUUAAAACACUUGAUUCCUUGGUGGGGAGGGCGGGAGCGAACAUUUCUAUUUUGUCUUGAUAGACAUUAUCUGGAUGGAAGAAUUUGACGGAAAAGGAGCGUGAUUAGUGUGUUUCGAAGUACCUGGCAACUAUUGCACUUUUUCUGUCUGAAUAUGAUCAUGAUAAAUAAUAUAUUUUCUUUUUGACUUUCAUAUCAACAGUCAUAGGAAACAUGCGUGGUUGAUAGCGUCAUAAGUGUAUAACGUCGCAAUUUUGUGAAACAUUAUUUUUUGCAAAGCUUAGUGAUUUUGAAACAGUGAAUACGCAAUCCUUUAUCACAACUAGAUCACAUUAUGCAGAAACCUCAUUUGUGUAUCGUAUUAGUUGCAGUAAGAUUAUUUUUUUGUUAUUGUGAUAUCGUAAUGUUGAUAAUGGUUCAAUGUGUGACGUAUUUAUAGUUUGUACUGUCUUUAUGACACCUGGUGUCAUCACGUGGUGUCACACGGUUUUUUGAAUUGUCACAUCCAUUUUAUGUGUUCUUCUUUUGUAAAAAAAUAUGAAUAUGAUUCUUGAUCAUUAUGUGUCAUAACUUGUUUAAGAACAAUGUAUUGCACAGAUUACCCCUGGAAGUUCAAUACAAUCAAUACAAUAAUGGCACGUGGUACAUUGCAGCAAAUUUGCUUUAAAAUGGAAUUAGGUGCUAGCACAUAUUGUUCAUGUCAUAAAUGGGCAAAGGCCUGUCAUUCACCCGUGUAAGUUAUUAAUGUAGAUUUCAUUACAUUACAUUGCCUUGACAACAUGUUUACUACGUUUGUUCAGAAAUUGUAUGUGGACAAUUCUUGCACCCUAUCCUUCAAGCGGCCAUGUUUGCAGGCGCUAGUUGAACUAGAACAGUUUAACAACCCCUCCCCCCUUCUCAACCCACUAUAAACCGGGAUCCUGGUGUCAUUAAAUUGAGGCGGACAUGGGGGUUUAUUUACCCACGUUGUGUCCAAUACUGCAAUAAGGCGUCUUGUCGGACCAGCGCAAUGCUAGGUUCUCGAUAUAUUGCGGAACUUUACAAUGUCCUUUGAUGUGUAGAUUUCAUAUUUUGUUCACCACUUAAGGCCCGUAGGCCUGUGGUUAACGUUAUUCAGAAAUAAAUUUUUCUUAUGUGGAA
Molecule: messenger RNA, 3528 nt
Organism: Haliotis rufescens (red abalone)
Lineage: Eukaryota; Metazoa; Mollusca; Gastropoda; Lepetellida; Haliotidae
Product: thyroid transcription factor 1-like
Exons: 2
Coding region: 121-1350 (409 amino acids)
Biological process (GO): regulation of transcription by RNA polymerase II; cell differentiation
Cellular component (GO): nucleus
Molecular function (GO): RNA polymerase II cis-regulatory region sequence-specific DNA binding; DNA-binding transcription factor activity, RNA polymerase II-specific
Source: RefSeq, a predicted model, not a curated record